UCAAUUCCCCGCGCCUGUCGACUCGUGAUCAUUCAUUCGUAAUCACCAUCUCCAUCUCGAAAAGCCCUUUGCCGUAUAACAAUGGAAUCCUCUUGUUGCAGCAGCUCCGUCACGGCAGGUUGAGCACCGUAUUCGUCUCCUAUACUCACUCUCCUUCGGUCGCGAGUCUGGCAAACUCCCUCGCGCCUGCUUCCCCCGUUAUACUUCUUUGCCGUUACUCACAAACCUCCGCACAACCAAUCCAUCACCCGUCCAACACCACGCGAGAAAAAUGGCCGCGAAAGCAGGGCUCCCCGCCGACUUCGAAUGGGGGUUCGCGACGGCUGCCUACCAGAUCGAAGGCGCCGUCGCAGAAGACGGCCGCGGCAAGUCCAUCUGGGACACCUUCUGCCACCUCGAGCCCACGCGCACAAAGGGCGCCGACGGCGACGUCGCCUGCAACCACUACCACCGCUUCGAGGAGGACUUUGACCUCCUCACGAGGUACGGCGCCAAAGCGUACCGCUUCUCCAUAUCGUGGUCGCGCCUCAUCCCCCUCGGCGGGCGGGACGACCCCGUCAACGAAGCGGGCAUCGCCUUCUACAACCGCCUCAUCGACGCGCUCCUCAAGAGGGGCAUCACGCCGUGGGUGACGCUGUACCACUGGGACCUGCCGCAGGGGCUCCACGAUCGGUACGGCGGGUGGCUCGACGUCGAGGAGUCGCAGAAAGACUUUGAGCGCUACGCGCGCCUCUGCUACGAGAGAUUCGGCGACAGGGUGAAGAACUGGAUCACGCUCAACGAGCCUUGGAUCCAGUCCAUCUUUGGCUACUCUACCGGCGGCAAUGCUCCCGGACGGAGCAGCACAAACGAGCAGAGCGCCGAGGGCGACAGCACCACGGAGCCCUGGAUCGUCGGCAAGGCCCUCAUCAUGAGCCACGCGCGUGCCGUGGCGGCGUACAACCAGGACUUCAGAGACACGCAGCAGGGCCAGAUUGGCAUCUCUCUCAACGGCGACUUCUACGAGCCAUGGGACCCCGAGGACGAGCGCGACCACGCCGCCGCGGAGCGACGGAUGCAGUUUCACAUUGGCUGGUUCGCCAACCCCAUUUUCCUCAAGGAAGACUAUCCCGCGUGUAUGCGCGAACAGCUCGGCGCCCGACUACCCGCCUUCACGGCCGACGACUUCACCGUGCUGCGCGCCGCGGAGACCGACUUCUACGGCAUGAACUACUACACGUCGCAGUUUGCGCGACACCGUGACGGGCCGCCCUCGCCGACCGACUACGUGGGCCACGUGGACGAGCUGCAGCAGGACAAGGCCGGCACGCCCGUCGGCGAGGAGAGCGGCCUGCACUGGCUGCGCUCGUGCCCGGGCAUGUUCCGCAAGCACCUCACGCGCGUGCACGCCCUGUACGGCAAGCCCGUCUACGUGACGGAGAACGGGUGCCCGUGCCCCGGCGAGGACGAGAUGACGCGCGACGAGGCCGUCGACGACCCCUUCCGGAUCCGCUACUUUGACACGCACCUCGACGCCGUCUGCAAGUCCGUCAAGGAGGACGGCGCCGAUAUCAAGGGAUACUUUGCGUGGUCCCUGUUGGACAACUUGGAAUGGUCAGACGGCUACGGGCCUCGCUUCGGCGUCACCUUCACCGACUACGACACUUUGGAGCGGACGCCCAAGAAGUCUGCGCUACUGCUGAAGAGCAUGUUUGCCCAACGGCAGGGCAUCGAGGUAGUUGGGUGAGAUUUGAUGAUGAUCAGAGCAUCAGAUGGGUAUUGGUAAACGAAGAGAACAUUAUAGACAUUGUUUGCUCACGUAACACGCAUGUAAAAUACACACAAAAAUUCCCAUCGCUACAUGCUCCGCUAUGCUCCGCUAUCUCGUACAAAUUUCCUUCUGAAACCAUUCGCU
This is a messenger RNA of Purpureocillium takamizusanense, 1894 nucleotides long. RefSeq names its product Beta-glucosidase. Bases 272 to 1726 code for a protein of 484 amino acids. Gene Ontology annotation, molecular function: beta-glucosidase activity. The transcript is spliced from 4 exons. Gene Ontology annotation, biological process: carbohydrate metabolic process. The record is from RefSeq and is a predicted model, not a curated record. NCBI's taxonomy places the organism in Eukaryota, Fungi, Ascomycota, Sordariomycetes, Hypocreales, Ophiocordycipitaceae.